Messenger RNA from Coffea eugenioides, 634 nucleotides. RefSeq lists its product as uncharacterized. NCBI's taxonomy places the organism in Eukaryota, Viridiplantae, Streptophyta, Magnoliopsida, Gentianales, Rubiaceae. The record is from RefSeq and is a predicted model, not a curated record. Bases 26 to 574 code for a protein of 182 amino acids. The transcript has 5 exons.
UUUUGAAUCUGUUCAUAGGCAAGGCAUGGCUUCAUCUAUCACUCUGAUCGCAGUCUUUUCAAUUGCCCUGUUUGCAUGCAUCACGGAAGCAAGGAAGAAUCCUACGGACUUUUUGCAAUCUGCUGUCAUUAAUGAGCAUACUGAGGACAAUCACCAUGCAGAGUCGUCCCUUUCCAAUCAGAAGAAGACAAGUAAUGGUAACAUAUUGAAGGAUUUCGAGUCGAAGUUUGAGUCGAAGCCCGGCAUCUUUCUCUGGUCGUAUCAAGGCAACGACAAUCACCAUGCAGAGUCGUCCCUUUCCAAUCAGAAGAAGACAAGUAAUGGUAACAUAUUGAAGGAUUUCGAGUCGAAGUUUGAGUCGAAGCCCGGCAUCUUUCUCUGGGGGUAUCAAGGCAACGACAAUCACCAUGCAGAGUCAUCCCUUUCCAAUCAGAAGAAGACAAGUAAUGGUAACAUAUUGAAGGAUUUCGAGUCGAAGUUUGAGUCGAAACCCGGCAUCUUUCUCUGGGGGUAUCAAGGCAACGACGCUGAGUCUAAGUCUAAGGAGGAGAAACCACUCGUGAAAGAUAAUUAAUGUCCAGGGAAGCCGCAACUUUACCUCUGAAUGGACUACGGACAUAUAUGUCUUCUAGCU